AUGGUCACCAUCACACGCCUUCAGCCGAAGGGCACGCUUGAAGAGACUUACAACUCGCCGGAGGUCAAGAACGCCGCCAAGACGCUCGAGGUGUCUUUCUCGACGGACGAUGUCACCAAGGCGCUCAAUGGCGAUGACCCCAACAUCGGUGGCCUUCGGAUGCUCGCGAGCACGACCACGGCCGUCAUGGACCUCGAGGCGUACGUUGCGAACCCCGAUGGAGUCGACCCCGCCGAGGUCGCUGGCGCCGUCAUGCUCAUGAAGCAGCCCGGAAUCGAGCACGGCAAGUCGGAGAAUGCGAAGGGCCCGCACUCGGCCAAGUGCGAUGUGAUUAUGGAGCAGAAGCCGGAACUGCAGAAGGCGUUCAAGGACAUUAUCGCCUUCUUCGGCCACCUCGAGGAGAAGGCUCUUGGCCCCGAGGCCGUCACGCCGACAUACUACAUCUCGCACCUGGGCACGCUGCCGGACUACCAGCGCAAGGGCCUGGCGGGUGCGCUCCUCAACAUGGCGAAGCAGAAGGCCAAGUCUCAGGGCAAGACGCUUACGCUCCUCACCAUGACGGAGCCGAAUGUCAAGUACUACGAGAAGUUUGGCUUCAAGAACCUCUACUACGAGGAGGUCACCCUCAACGGUAUCCUGACGCGAUGGUGGGUCAUGGCUGUCGACCCCAAGGACAGCUAG
Molecule: messenger RNA, 681 nt
Organism: Trichosporon asahii var. asahii CBS 2479
Lineage: Eukaryota; Fungi; Basidiomycota; Tremellomycetes; Trichosporonales; Trichosporonaceae
Exons: 3
Coding region: 1-681 (226 amino acids)
Molecular function (GO): acyltransferase activity, transferring groups other than amino-acyl groups
Source: RefSeq, a predicted model, not a curated record